UCGGUCAUAGGUAAUCCAUCUGUUUUUGGUUUUAAUUCACUUAAUAGUAUUACUUAUAUCCCGAAAAUAAAUGCUUCCGUACAAAUAUACACAUUCGUUAAACAUCAAACAAGAUUUUAUUGAUAUUUUAAUUUCACAGUACCGUGACAUUAAAACAACCUACUGUCAACGUCGACCUCCCCUCCCCAUUCGCCAGAAUCCAAUUCAUCUUGUCAUAUCCAUCGUUAGAUUAUUAAUAUUUUUGAGUUCUUAAAUUAUUUUCCUUUUUUUGGUUUGUGAAAAGUUUUAUUGUAUAAAAUCAUCGACAAAUUAACAUUUCAUUGGUGAUCACUACAAAAUCCGUCUCAAAGGCUUCAGGCUUCGGCCUGUAGCCAUUUAUAUUAAUACAAACCCUAAAAAAUCAACGAAACAUAGCAAAAGCUAGUGGUUUUUUUACAAGUAUUUAGCUAGAUAUUUCACAAUAUUUCUCAGUAAUUUUCUACAUUAUCACAAAAUGUCUCAGUGGAAUAAUUCUUACGGUUAUAACAAUCAAUUCCAAGUGCCACCUAAUUCUUGGAAUGGAGAUUUAAAUGGGCAAUAUGUAAAUCAACCUUACUAUGAUAACAGGCAAUAUGAGUCAAGCAACCAAUAUGUAAGUUUUGAUGAAUUCUUAACACAAAUGCAGGGUAAUGGUGUUCCACAAAAUAAUGCUUCUAAUUAUAAUAAUGUACAGUACCAAGCUUACCCAACUAAUCAGUACAACUAUCAGAAUGUACCAUCACAAAAUCCACAGAUGGAAUACAAUUAUGGACACCAGAACCCUACUGCAAGUAAUACUUUAGAUACUUAUUCAACCAACAUUCAAAAUCAAUACAACCAAUCUGUACCUGAAUCAAAUACUUUUUCAAAUGAAGUUGUUAUGAAUUCAAAAUUGACACCAACUGCAACAGAAUUUGUACCAAAAUGUUCCAUAAAUGUAGCCUCUACUUCCCAAACCACUUCUCAAGAAACUUCUGUUACACAUAAUGAUGAACCAGAUAACAGAAGUAGUACCACUAAAUCAUCAGAAAGCAAUUGGAGAGAAAGACCAAGCAAUAGCGAAACAGGUAACUCGCAAGUUGAAAUGAACAAUUUUGGUCGAUAUCAAAAAAAUUAUAAAAACACAGAAGGAAAUCGUAAUCGUGAAUCAAAUAGUCGGUAUGAAAAACGUAAUAAUGAAUCAAAACACGAAUCAAAUGGACGCUAUCGUAAUGAACAUAGUAAUAAUUAUCAAUCAAACCAACAAAAUAAGGAAUCAUCAAUACAAAAUAAAGAUUCAGAAAACUCUGCAAACGAUAAUUAUAAUCAUCAAAACGAAAAUCAGCGAAAUUUUGAAACUGGAAAUAGAAACGAAACAAGAAGAUAUGCAAAUGAAAAUAAUCAAUCAAAAGCAAAUUCUAAAUCAAAAAAUAAAGAUUCCGACGCAGGUCGAACUUUCUAUAACAGCUCUAUAAAUAAAAAUAGCCAAGAUGUUAGAAACGGAAGAGGGGAAAGUUCUGGAAGAAAUCGAAACUGGAUUGGCAGUCAACGUGUCCGGACUGCGGAACGUAAUAAUAUCGAAGAUGAACAAUAUGCAAAUACUUAUAUGCACUAUAAAGAUGACAGAGCAGAACGUGUUGCAAAUAAUAAUAAACAUGAAAAAACCGCUAGUCCAGUAAAAGGCAAAAACAAACCUACUAAUGACUCAGGAGGCAACACAGCGAUGACCCAACGUGAGCGUCUCACUGAGCAAUUAGACAAGGGUACUUUGGAAUGUUUGGUGUGCUGUGAACGAGUCAAACAGACAGAUUCUGUUUGGUGGUGCUCAAAUUGUUACCAUGUUUUACAUCUUAGGUGUAUAAGAAAAUGGGCCAUGAGCAGUUUAGUUGAAGGCAAAUGGAGAUGUCCGGCGUGUCAAAACACGAAUGAAGAUAUCCCAACGGAGUACCGGUGCAUGUGUGGUGCUGUCAAAUCACCAGAGUACUCUCGAGGCUCGGUCAGCGCUCACACUUGUGGCAAGUCAUGCCGUCGGCCGAGGAACUGUCCCCAUCCCUGCACUUUACUCUGCCAUCCUGGGCCCUGUCCGCCUUGCCAGGCCACUGUCAGCAAGCAAUGUGGUUGUGGUGCGGAGACGCGGUCGGUGCUGUGCAGCAGCAAGAUGGCGCAGCUGUGCGGGCGCGAGUGCCGCCGCAAGCUGCCCUGCGGCGUGCACCAAUGCCAGCAAGAGUGCCACGAGGGACCCUGCGAUGAAUGCUCAGAAAUAGUCACACAAAUGUGCUACUGCCCCGCGGCAAAGACACGGUCUGUGCCGUGCACUUCAGACACUAGCGAGUGUCGCGCAUGGUCGUGCGGCGCGGAGUGCGCGCGCGUGCUGUCGUGCGGCGCGCAUGUCUGCCGGCGCGUGUGUCACGCCCCGCCCUGCGCGCCCUGCCCCCUGCGCCCCGACAACGUGCACUCCUGCCCCUGCGGCAACACUAAGAUUGAAAAAGAUGAACGAAAGUCCUGCACAGAUCCGAUUCCUUUAUGCGGUAACAUCUGUGCGAAGCCAUUAUCCUGUGGUCCGGAAGGAGACAAACAUUUUUGUAAACAAUUGUGUCAUGAAGGACCGUGUCCGACGUGUCCCGAUAAGACAUUGUUGCCGUGCCGCUGCGGGCACUCGAGCCGCGAGGUGCCUUGCUCAGACUUGCCCGAAAUGCUCAACAAUAUUUUCUGUCAGAAAAAAUGUAAUAAGAAGUUAUCGUGCGGUCGUCACCGCUGCCGCACGGCGUGCUGCGCGGCCCAGUCGCACCGCUGCGCAGUGGUGUGCGGCCGCACGCUGUCCUGCCAGCUACACCGCUGCGAGGAGUUCUGUCAUACGGGACACUGUGCGCCUUGCCCCCGCGUCAGUUUCGAGGAGUUGCACUGCGAGUGCGGCGCGGAGGUGGUGUUGCCGCCGGUGCGGUGCGGUACGCGGCCGCCGGUGUGCCACGCGGCGUGCGUGCGCGUGCGCCCUUGCCGCCACCCGCCGCACCACGCCUGCCACACCGGCGACUGCCCACCCUGCGUCGUGCUCACCACCAAGAUGUGCCACGGACAACAUGAGGAGCGGAAGACAAUACCGUGCAGCCAGGAGGAGUUCUCGUGCGGUCUGCCGUGCGGCAAG
This is a messenger RNA of Papilio polytes (common Mormon), 3139 nucleotides long. RefSeq names its product protein shuttle craft-like (gene stc). The transcript has 11 exons. Lineage: Eukaryota; Metazoa; Arthropoda; Insecta; Lepidoptera; Papilionidae. The record is from RefSeq and is a predicted model, not a curated record. Gene Ontology annotation, cellular component: nucleus. Gene Ontology annotation, molecular function: DNA-binding transcription factor activity, RNA polymerase II-specific; RNA polymerase II transcription regulatory region sequence-specific DNA binding; zinc ion binding. The annotation marks the transcript as partial. Gene Ontology annotation, biological process: negative regulation of transcription by RNA polymerase II.